CGACAACCAGCCAGAUAGCGAAGCUCCCAAAAGCUCACUCGGAUCAUCGACAGCGAACCGGGCUUCUUUGUUAGCAAUACGACUCAUCGACACCCUCGACAAUUUAUUGGUGAUUCAAUAGACGCUUGCGGCACCGUUGAUCCCUACACAGCACCGAAUCUCUUUAUCAACCAGUCGUCUUUCGCACUCACAGUCCCGUCUACCAACCCCACCUGUCAACAUGGCAUGGUCGUUAUCCAAGAUCGUGCUCAAGUUUAUUCCUUGCGUUUCGUCCAAGUCGAAGUCAGAUGAGAAGGAUCGAGACGCACUUGUGCCCAACACCGCAGCCUCAGCCGCAUCAGAGCCUCCAUCUCCACCUCCAGUUGCUAUUGAGCAAUCACAAUCCACUCAAAGCACCGUCGAGAGCAAGCCAUCAAACCAACCUUUAUUCAAACCUCGCGGGGUCAUCGGAAAACCAGGGCCUCCCGAACCUCGAUACGAAGACGAUGAUGACGAGGAAGAGGGCGUGCAAACAUUAGGCGCUACCUCGACAGCAGAUACUGGACGGCCCAACCGACCCGUGGUCGGUCCUCCACCGAAGCCCAAGCCCAAGCCGACGCCAAAGCCCACACCAAAGCCUUCCUUCAUACCUCGCGGUUCCUCUUCACAAGCAGGGCACCAACCACAAUACGAAGACUCGGAUGAAGAUGAAGAUACUGCGUCUGCUUCUCCGGUCGAGCCUGCUCAUCCAUCGACGUCGUCUGCUCCUGCCGAGCCAUCCCAACAAGGGAGCACGACUGAGCCAGCCGACAAGCCAAAGUCCAGACUGCCAAGCAUUCCAAAGGUAACAUUCAGACCUCGAGGCCGAGCUGCUCCCACAUCCCGGGCCAUAUCGCUUUCCGACGACGAAGACGAAGACGAGAUGUUACCCGGCGCCGCACCUUCGACUGGAAAGAAUGCUCCUCAAGGACGACCUAACAAGCCAGUGGUCGGUCCGAGCAGGCCCAAGCCCAAGCCGAAAUAGCCUGGUUCCCGAUCGUUGACUCGAUCAUGGUGACCCUGAGUCAACAAAGAUGAUCUACAAGGACUUUGCUAUGUCCUGACUUGGAGUCGGUCUUUGCAACUUUUCUUGUCUGUGUUCGCGCCACAUCCGCAUAUCAAAGUGUGGCGUCUUGCUCUUUUUUUCUUCGGACUUUCGAUGAAUGGAACGACUGCAUUUCUACAAAUCUCAUGUAUAUCUCACCCCAUACUUUUACUCUCAUCGUUUCAUUGUAAGUUACGAUGUACUUAUACCACACCAUAAAUCUGUUUGCAUGUUUCUCUCCUCUGUAUGUUGAACCUGUCCUGUCAAUGUCAUGCUCAGAAGCCACGAUUGCUUCCGUU
This is a messenger RNA of Stereum hirsutum FP-91666 SS1, 1362 nucleotides long. RefSeq lists its product as uncharacterized. The transcript has 5 exons. The coding region runs from base 221 to 1003 and encodes 260 amino acids. The record is from RefSeq and is a predicted model, not a curated record. NCBI's taxonomy places the organism in Eukaryota, Fungi, Basidiomycota, Agaricomycetes, Russulales, Stereaceae.